This is a messenger RNA of Nannizzia gypsea CBS 118893, 888 nucleotides long. Its product is annotated as carnitinyl-CoA dehydratase. The record is from RefSeq and is a predicted model, not a curated record. The transcript has a single exon. NCBI's taxonomy places the organism in Eukaryota, Fungi, Ascomycota, Eurotiomycetes, Onygenales, Arthrodermataceae. Bases 1 to 888 code for a protein of 295 amino acids.
AUGCCUUCCUCAGACCCGGAGCCCAACUCGAUAGUUGUUGAGAAGACAGCAGAUGGCGUCACUACCAUCGGAAUCAAUAGACCCGGCAGAAGAAACGCCAUCAAUCCGCCAACCGCCACGAAAUUACGAGCAGCCUUUCUUGACUUUGAAAGGGACUCGAGUCAGAAAAUAUGCGUCUUCCACGGCAUUGGCGGCACUUUUUGCUCUGGCUUUGACCUCAGUGAGCUCAGGAAAUGGGAUAAACCGACAGAGAGCAGGGAUGCAGCCUCUAAACCCGAGAGCAGCGACGGCACCAACAGCAGCAGCCACAAUAACGGUGGCAAGAGCAGCAUCACUCGCACACACUUUAAGCCAGUAAAGGGCAGAAACGAAGCACCGCUAGGGCCGGGACGAAUGCAGAUCGAGAAGCCCGUCAUUUGCGCUAUCUCAGGCCAUGCUGUUGCUGGAGGAAUGGAACUAAGUUUGCUAGCCGACAUCCGGGUGGUCGAAGAGGACGCUAUCUUCGGGAUAUUCAGUCGACGCUUUGGUGUGCCCUUGCUCGAUGGCGGUACGGUCCGGCUCCAGGAAAUCAUUGGCCUAGGCAGAGCACUGGAUAUCCUUCUCACGGGCCGGCCAGUGGGCGCGACUGAGGCCCUGCAUAUAGGACUGGCAGCCAAAGUGGUCCCGAAGGGAGACGCCUUCCAGGAAGCUAUGAAAAUGGCUCGCGCAUUGGCAGCGGUACCACAGGAAUGUUUGAACGCGGACCGGAAGGCAUGCUACCACGCAGCGUAUAACUCUCCCUCAUUUGAAGACGCGCUGUCGUAUGAGUUCGAGGAGGCUGUCAAGGUCAGCGACUUGGCUAUCAAGAAGGCCAUGAAUUUUAAUAAACGGGAGAAAGCAAGGCUAUGA